UGCUGGAUAAAAUAACUCUGUAUCACUUAAUGCCAGAGCACACUGUUAUAAUAUAACAAACCUUAUUUGAUUGUGUGAAUUCUUGGAUACCUUUCUCAAAAAUAUCUUUGAAUAAUUGGUUUAUGCUGAGUGUUUCUAAUACUCUAUUCAAUCUUCCCAAUUGUGUUAUUUUUUUUCACUUAGUACAACCUUUUAUUUCCACUCAUAAGUUUCUGCUGCUACAUUCGCAUAGGAUGUUUUUUUUAUCAAUUGGCUCCCAUUUCACCAUUUUUUAUCCUACAAGGUUCUGUAGUAAACUAUAUAACUUUAAUGGACACUGAAAACUGCACCAAUCUUUACCUUCAAGUUUGCCAAACCUUUUUAACAUGCAAGUACGAUGACCCAUCUACAUUUGAAGACCUCUACAAGCUCCUACCAUGGUUGCGCCAGUCAUUAACAUGUUGUGUGUGUUCCAAGGUUGUAGUGGAUCCCAUGUCCUCAACACAGACUCACUGUCAGCAUUUUGUUUGUGCCAAGUGUAGAGGUGGGAAAAUGGUAUUACGGCCUUCCUGCAGCUGGUGCAAAGAUGCCAAUGCUUUUGAAAUCAACGAACACCUUGUUAUAUUAGUUCAAUGUUUUAGCAAGAUUUGUGAACUGAUCUUGCAUUCACCGAUUAAUGAUCAUAUUAUUAAAUAUGAUCAGAAUCGAAAAAAAGGUUCAUACAAUUUUAUUACAGAGCAACAAAAAGAAGCCACUGGUAAGAAAGAAGAGCAUUCAAAGAAGAGACGGAGUGGCACAAGAAGACAUCAAGUAUCAAGUCGUAUUCUCAACAUAUCAGUGAGUGAAGUGCUUCAAGAUGGGAUCAGUAAAUGUAAUCAAACAACACCUGUGACGUGAUAUUGAUUCCAACAGACAAUAAUUGAAAUAAAAUCUGGAAUUUCUUCUGUUUAAAUGGCAGAGAGCUCUAUGUGAAAAGUUUGAACUUGUUUAUUGAAAGUGGACACAUUUCCAAGCAUUUCCAAACUGAACUAUAUUUUCUUAUUUCGAUUAACAAUCAUAAAUUGUUGCAAUUUUUCUUUACGUCGCUGCUAAAGUUUAACACUGUUAUUCUAUCGUUGUAUUUUAAGUUAUAACAGUACCAUUUUAUGUCAUCAUAUCUUUUUCAAACUCAUUGCUUUUGCGUAAUUUCGUUCUUUCAAAAUGUCAAUACCGCCAAAUUGUUUACAUGCUGCUAAACUUGCUAAUUUGUUAUUUUUUCAGAUGUGCUAUUAGAAAUUUUACCAUGGCUAAACCUAAAGAUUUGUACAUUGCUAAAUCUUUGAAGGAUCUUAACAAGCAUACUGACAGCAAAUGCGAAAAAGGACGUAGCAUCAAAAUCUACUUGAACUUUGCUAACAAGGCAUUCGCUGAGGCCGAAAAGGCCUUCAAAAGCCGUGAUGAAGAAAGAGCUUACAUCCUGUAUAUGAAGUACCUGGAUAUGGUGGGGAUAGUCAGGAAAUGCCCCGAGUUUAAAAAAGACACUCAGCAUUAUUCUCUGUUGCUUGGUAAAAUGAAUACAAUCACUGCAUUGGAAAAUGCAGAGGCAACAUCAAACAGUUUAAAGAAAAGAUACGAUGCUUUGGCGAAAAAGGCUGCAGAAGCGGAAAUGAAGCAAGUGGAAGGUAAAAUCAAACAAAAUGGUGCAGUUGAAGAAUUUUCCCAUCCUGUUCCUGAUGAAGAAAAAGUCACAGAAACACCAGAAAAAGAAACAUUUGGAAAUGAAGUAAACAGUGCAAAGUUGUAUGAAUUGAUUUACAAAAAGUCAAAAGAUGUUUUAAUACUUGACAUACGGUCUUCGGAAGAUUUUCAAAUGUCUCACGUGCAGCAUUCCAUCUGCGCUAAUGUGCCUAAGGCAGCAAUCCAACCUGGAACAGUUGUGUCCAAAAUAGAAGAAGGGAUUGCACCAAGUGAUAUGGAGAUGUGGAAUAAAAGAGACUCGGUAGACUUGGUUGUUCUUCUGGAUUGGACUUCCUCUGUCAAACGAUUACAAGACAAAGGAGAUCCUCUGAGGAGUUUAAAAGAUGCAAUCUGGAAGUGGAACCAGGAUAAGAUCUUGCAGCAUGAACCUGUUGUACUUGAGGGUGGAUUUUCAGAUUGGUUGGAAUUUUAUCCACAAUUUACCACCAACCCAAAAGCCAAGGUUCCAAAAGCUAAUGUGAAGACUCUCAAUGUUAACAGUUUGUUGGAGUUUAGUUAUAGCGACCUUAAUACCAACUUUGUGAAACCUAAACCACCCCCAGAGAAGAAAGAGCCCGAGAUAAAGGCAGAACUCCCAACCAAACCAAUACCAUUCACUGUUAAUGUCCCAAAUUCUAUUCCCAUCACAAUAGCUCAAACAAAUCCACCAAAGCAAGUUUCAGUCUCCAACACUAUUCUCAAGCUUGUUACUCCUGCAUCAGAACCUGUUGAAACUCCUUUACCGCAGAAGAAGAAACCCCAACCUAUGUUUGACAGAUCCAAGAAACCCUCACCAGCUCCAGCAGUACACCCUUCUGUCCCAAAACCAGAGUCACAGUUUAAAAAGAAUGGAGAAUCACCGAAAAAUGAGAUGGAAGUUGUGAAACCAUCUCCUCCUUCUAAAGUAAAGAGUAAGGAUGUAGAUAAUGAUGCCAUCUUCAGUGAGUACGAACAGCGAAUAGCUCUCAUGGUGAAGCAAAAAGAAGAAAAGGAAAAUGCCAUUGUCGAAAUAGAAAAGAAGAAAAAGGUAGCGGAACUCCAGGCUCUUGAAAAGAAACUAAAAGAAGAAGCAGAAGAAACAGAAAAGAGAAAGAUGGAGGCAGAGCGUCAACUUGCUAUGACUAUGAGAGAUCUCAGCAAGCCUAAACCAAUAACAAAUAAUAUGGAAAAACCUCUUGUUAUUGAACCACCAAAUAAAAAAGAUGACGCACCAAUCAACAAAGAUAUGUCACCAGAACCAAUUUAUGCUGAAGUUAAAAAGACCAAAAUUCCUAAAGAAACACCUGGAAAUAACAAAGCCAAACAAAAAGCUCCAAAACCAGAAAGACCAACAGCUGAGAAACCGGAUGUUUCAAUACCUUCCAAAUCAGUAGCCAGCCCAGUGGAUCAGUCAAAGUCUACAACAGUUUCAAGCCAACAUGAAACACAAGUCAAACCCAAGCUAAGUCAAUCUGCGCCUGCCAUAUCAAAACCUGUAGAUCCGAUUAAACCAACAACAAAUCAAUCAACUACAAAGGAUGUAGCGAUAAAACAAAACAAAGAUCAGGAAAAAACAGUUCCACCAAAACCUCAAGAGGUAAAGCCCAUAUCUCGAAAGCCAACUUUAUCAACUGGGUUGAACCCAAACUCUGAUAAAGGAGGAUUUGCUUUAAAGCGUUCGUCUUCUUCUCCUAACAUUAAUAAACUGGUGGAAGAGGAGUCUAAAGUUGUAUCUACUUCCACUAUGCCAAGUAUACCAGACAGGGAAAGGAAACCAAGCAUUAGACCUGGACCCAGUGAACUGGUGACUGCAUUAACCCAUUCACUUCGUGGCGUGUAUGGUGGUAAAGGAAGGGGUUUGUGUGGGCUUAGAAACCUCGGGAACUCCUGUUACAUGAACUCGGUGCUGCAGUGCAUGUUCAAUAUGACACAGCUUGCUGAAUAUAUUCUUACCGAUAGUUACACAAAAGAUCUUAACAGAGCAAACAAGAUAGGGCAUGGAGGGCGAGUGGCAGAAAGUUUUUCGGUGCUUUUAAGAGCGGUUUGGAGCUCCAAGUAUGAAUAUAUCGUGCCGUCAGAUUUUAAGAGCAUAAUUGGGACGAUAAAUUCUAGUUUUGCUGGCUACACCCAGGAAGAUUCGCAGGAGUUUUUGAUGCUUCUGUUGGAUGGCUUACAUGAGGAUCUAAACAAGGCGCCUCAAAGUGAAUAUAAAGAGGAGCCAGACAAUGAUGCUUUGGAUGAUGAGGAAGCUGCACAAAUGGCUUGGAAAUAUCACAAGAAGCGAAAUGAAUCGAUUAUAGUCGAGUUGCUGAAGGGUCAGUUUAAAGCCACAGUUAAGUGCCUGCAUUGUGGAAAAGCUUCACGUAAGUUUGAUCCUUUCAUGUACCUUUCUCUACCACUUCCAAAUAAGUCGGCAUCAAUAUACGACAUUCUCAAGUCGUUUCAACGAGUGGAACAGAUGACUGGAAGUGACCGGUGGCAUUGCCCUAAUUGCAAAACACUCAGAGAUGCGGUCCGUUCAAUUGAAAUAUGGAAGCUCCCUCCCGUUCUUAUUAUUCACUUCAAAAGGUUCGUACACACCGGUCGCUGGAGAGAUAAGAUACACACCAACAUUUCCUACCCCAUGACCCAGCUAGACUUGACUCCUUUCAUCAGUGGCAAGCAGAGACGACCAAAGUACAAUUUAUUUGCUGUGUCCCACCAUCAAGGUGCUGGUUUGGAUAGUGGUCAUUAUACAGCUUCAUGUAAAAGCGUGCUUGAUAAUAACUGGUAUAAAUUUGAUGACACAGAGGUAAUGAGAACAUCUGCACCUCAAGGACCAACAGCUUCAAUUCUAUUUUAUUGUUGUUAUCAAAGGCAUGUCCCCAAUUAAACUUAUGCAAAUGCUGGUGAUCAUCCAAAAAUAUUUGAAUUUUGGUAAAUUUACACAUUUUCAAUUUUGGGUGUUGUAAUAAUGUUAAAACAUUAGGUAUUAUAUUAAAAUAUAUAGUGAUCACUGGGCAGCGUAGUUUAUUUUCAACCUUUUCACUUAACAAAGGCCAUGCUUGCUUCUGUUUUAUUUAUAAACACAAUUAACUCAUACAUUAAACAUGCUAAGAUUGUUAAUAUAUCUGUUGUUUGUGUAUAUUAUGUGUAAUAUUGUCAAUUUAAUUGAUUUAAACAGAUUUCUUGUUUUUUUUCUGUGUGUUUUAUGCACUUAAUUGUUUAUCAUUUGAUGUUAUGUUUUCUUGUUGUUUAUUCCACAUUCUGUGAAUAUAUAUAUAUUUCGAAAUGUUAUCUCUUCUCUACUGUUUGUAAACCUUAUUGGCAGCUUUUAUUGGCUAUUCCAUUUAUUGUAGUACAAUAAGUACAACAUGUAUAUUAUAUGAAAAUAUGAUAUUACAUAUAAUUCUAACUUUCUAAGGUUAUUCAAUGUAAUAAUAUCAAAUAUCUCACACUAUGUUAAGCAUAUUUCCGACUUCUAUGAUUCUUCAUUGCUUUAUAUUUAUUUUCUCCGCUUUAAG
Messenger RNA from Ciona intestinalis (vase tunicate), 5177 nucleotides. Lineage: Eukaryota; Metazoa; Chordata; Ascidiacea; Phlebobranchia; Cionidae. The record is from RefSeq and is a predicted model, not a curated record.